GCCCAGGGCCGUCCCCCGCCCCCGGCAGCGGGGCCCGGCGGCGCCGGCGGGCAGCGCGGGGCUGGGGCGCUCGCACAAGAUGGCGGUGGGGCGGCGGGAGAGCGCGCUCCCCUCGUAGAUGCGGCCGCGGCGGCCCCUGCUCCCGGCGCCCGGCGGGGCUUACAUGGCGCUGGAGGACCUGCUUUGUCUCUGCUUCUCCGCCCUGGCCGUCCUGGCUGUGCAAGGGAGGCUCUUGGAAGGGGAUUCUCUGGAGCUGAGCUGUAGUGCUGGUCCUGCAAAGGUGAUACUGGAGCCCAACCAAGUCGUGGUUUUGGACUGUAACCUGGCCCCUGCGGAGCAGGUGAUCAAUGUCACGUGGAAGAAGAAUGGGUUUCCACUGGUGGAGCAGGAACAUCUCCACAUCCUUCCGAAUGGAUCGCUCUUCAUCUCAUCCCAGGCUGUGGCAAAGGACAGUAUAUACCCCGAGAGGGAUGGUGCUGAGGGUAACUACUCCUGCGUGUCUCACAGCUCCCUAGGGGCUGUCACCAGUCAAACAGCUGCAGUCAGAUUCUCAACCUUAUCACGCUUUUUCCAACAGCCGGAGUCGCAGACAGUGGAAGAAAAUGGCAUGGCCCGGUUUGAGUGUCGCAUCGAAGGGCUGCCCUCCCCUGUCAUCACGUGGGAGAAGGACCACGAAGCUGUUCCAGCAGAACCCAGGUUUAUAACUCUUCCAAAUGGUGUCCUCCAAAUUGUGGAUGUGCAGGAGAGUGAUGCUGGGGCUUACCACUGCGUGGCAACCAACGCCGCCCGAAGACGUUACAGCAACGACGCGGUCCUCAGUGUGCUGAAAGGUUCCCAGCCAGCAGGAGGAGAUGUCACCAUCGUCGCCGCUCCGGAGAACACCACGGUGGUGGCCGGGGAGAGCGUGGUGAUGGAGUGCAUGGCGGCCGCUGAUCCCACCCCCUUCGUCUCCUGGAUACGACAGGAUGGAAAGCCUGUUUCCACAGACGUGAUUGUGCUGGGUCGGACAAAUCUCCUCAUUCCUUCCAGCCAGCCCCAUCACUCCGGGGUGUACGUCUGCCGCGCCAACAAACCCCAGACCAGGCAGUUCGUUACGGCCGCAGCUGAGCUCCGCGUCCUCGCAACCCCCACAAUCUCCCAGGCUCCUGAAACCAUCUCUCGCACUCGAGCCAGCACGGCUCGGUUUGUCUGCAAGGCGGAGGGUGAACCAGCCCCGACUAUUCACUGGCUGAAGAACGGCGAGACCAUCCUCUCCAAUGGGCGGGUGAAGGUUCAGAGCAGCGGGAGCCUCGUCAUCAAUCAGAUUGGGUUGGAAGAUGCUGGCUACUAUCAGUGCGUGGCUGAGAACAGCCUGGGCAUGGCUUGUGCCACCGCCAAGCUCUCAGUCAUCGUACGAGAGGGUUUGCCCAGCGCUCCCAAGAAGGUGUCAGCCGUGUCCCUCUCCAGCACCACAGUCCUCGUGUCCUGGGAGCGGCCAGAGUACAACAGCGAGCAGAUCAUCGGCUUCUCCUUGCAUUACCAGCGGGCUGUGGGAACAGAUAACGUGGAAUAUCAGUUUGCUGUCAAUAACGAUACCACUGAGCUGCAAGUCAAGGACCUAGAACCCAACACCAACUAUGUCUUCUACGUGGUCGCGUAUUCUCAGCUCGGAGCCAGCCGGACAUCCUCUUCCAUUGUUGUUCAGACCCUGGAGGAUGUUCCUAGUGCUGCCCCUCAGCUGUCCCUGUCAAGCAUGACUCCUGGUGACAUCCGUGUGACGUGGCUGCCACCUCCUCCAGAGCUGAGUAAUGGCAAGAUAACCAAGUACAAGAUUGACUAUUGCACCCUCAAGGAAGCAGAUCAGGUCACCUCCAUUGAAGUGGGCGGAAAUGAGACACAAAUCACUCUCUACUCGCUCCAUCCCAACAAAGUCUACAAAGUUCGCAUCGCAGCCAGCACCAGUGUGGGUUACGGGGCCCCUUCGGAGUGGACCCAGCAUCGGACUCCGGACAGAGACAACCAGACGCACGUUCCCUUUGCCCCAACAGAAUUAAAAGUCCGAGCAAAGAUGGAGUCUCUCCUGAUAACAUGGCAGCCCCCAGCCAACCAUGCCCAGAUAUCUGGCUACAAACUCUACUAUCGAGAGGUGGGCCCGGAGGAGUCCAGUGACGAAAGCCCUUUGGAUGGUGCUGAAGAUGAGGGCUGGGAUGUAGGACCCAUAAAACUGAAGAAGAAAGUGAAGCAAUAUGAGCUGACUCGACUAGCUCCUGGGAAACUCUAUGAGGUGAAGCUGGUGGCAUUCAAUAAGCACGAAGAUGGUUAUGCAGCGGUUUGGAAGGGCAAAACAGAAAAGGCACCUGCAACAGCAGUAGAUCCCCCUGUGCAGAAGGGUCCUCCGCUGCCUCCGGUCCAAGUCUAUGCAGAGUCCAACAGCUCAACUUCCAUAUGGCUCAGGUGGAAGAAACCUGACUUCACCACAGUCAAAAUUGUCAACUACACCGUGCGCUUCAGCCCCUGGGGCCUGAAAAACGCAUCUCUCGUUACAUACUACACAAGCUCGGAUGAAGACAUUCUCAUUAGUGGGUUGAAGCCCUACACCAGGUAUGAGUUUGCUGUGCAGUCCAACGGCGUUGGCAUCGAUGGGCCCUUCGGCAGCGUGGUGGAGCGGUUCACCCUUCCUGACCGUCCCUCAACUCCUCCGUCUGACCUGCGGCUGCACCCGCUCAACCCCUAUGCUGUCCAGGUGCACUGGUGUCCCCCUGCUGAGCCCAAUGGCAUCAUUGUGGAGUACCUCAUUCUCUACAAUGCCAACAACACGCAGCCUGAUGACAUGUGGACCUUGCUGACGCGAGAAGGAAAUAUCUUCAGCACUGAAGUGCAUGGCCUGGAAAGUGAUACCAGAUACUUCUUCAAGAUGGGAGCAAAGACAGUUGUGGGAUCUGGUCCGUAUUCGAAUGUUAAGGAUGUGCACACUCUCCGGGAGAAGCUGUCUGAUGUUCUGGACAUCCACUCUGUCACCGGAAUCAUCGUGGGAGUCUGCCUGGGGCUACUCUGCAUUCUCUUCUGCAUGUGUGCCAGCUUCCGCAACAGCAAGCAGAGGGAGGCCUUGCCUGGCCUGGAUCCCCAGGCAGCCGGCAACCACACGUACUACCACCGGAGCAGGCAAGGGGUGGCGGCUCCCAGUGCCACCUCGGAUUCACAUGAGCUGGAGUCCCUCAUGUCUCCGCUCCCUGAAGAUGCACCCCUGCCCCUGGGGGACAUCACGGAGCUGACGGAAGUGCACAGCCUCAUCCACACCAGCCUCCCUGAGGACAUCGUCCAUGGGAAAAGGAAGUCUUUGUGGAAUAAAUCAGCCAACCAGCCCUGGACAAACAGCAUCGCCAGAUACGGGGAGAGCAUCACAAAAGAGCCUCUUUCUGCUGUGAACGGGUCACUGAAGCUCCCGUCCAGCGCGGGGCAGAAGCUUUUGUUACAAGCUCUGGUUUACGAUGCCAUGAUGAAUGAAGCAAAGAAAAGCCACCCGCCAGCUACCCUCCACCAAGUGGAGGCAGAGGUCAUUGUCCAUUCUGAUUUUUCAGCCUCUGACAGAGAUUACGAGUCCCAGCUGCACGCCCUGGAGAGUGAAGAGACAGAAACUGAGGACCAGGAACCUGAGGAGGUCUCCUCCGGCGAGCUGGCUCUUCCCAGUUCUCCCAGUCCCCAGCAGGAUGCUCGCCCAGUGUUGGGGGGCUGCACGGGCGAUUCUGAGGUUCAGGCCCAGGACGAGCUAUUAUGUAGCGACAAAAAGGUGAACCAAACAGAGGCUGUUUGCAGCCAUGGGCUCACCAACGGCUUCCACAGGCAUGGGGAAAGUCUGGAUUCAGUGGAAAGCAGAGAUUCGGACUCCAUCCAGGACGGUGCGGGGGAUGCGCAGCCAGUCAAGUGCCAGUCGCUUUCCCCAGCCCCGGAGGAGUACCCUCUCUGCAGUAACUCUGGUUUAACCAUUUCAUCCUCAGCAUCUGAGAACAUGGCACGUGUCCACAAUCAUUAAAGAGUGAACUAAUCUGAUUUUGAUCAUGGGAGAGCUGGAAGCACUAACAAGGGCCUGUCCCUGGGAGGUGCUGCAUGCCCUCGACCCACUGAGCCCAGCAGGAACUCAGAAGGUGCAGCAUCUCACCAGAGCAAGAUUCAGACUUCUCAGCUGUACAUAUUGCCUUCAAGAAACCAGUGAUUUCAGUAAGGGUCCACCUUCUUCCCGCUGAAGCUGAUGAGUUACUCAGUUUUUGUGGGAGCAGGAUUGAGCCAUCUGUCAAGGUCUGACAUGAAACCACGGCUAGAACAGAGCCUUCCACGCUAGACUGGGGCUGUCACUUCGCUGUAAUCCUUGAGGUGACUGGCAACACACCUUUUAAGGCUGGGAAGAGCCAGGGUGCACCAAGUGGUUCUUCCCAACUGUCUCUUCACCAGGGAGCACCUUGGCACUACCUGCUGCCUGGCAGCAUUGGGAUGGACGUUGUCAGGAGUUCUGUGAGGGGGUGGACACCAAUGAAACAAUUCAGUGAGCUGGAACCACCAGGCUUUUCUGCCCUCCCGUGGUUAAAAGGAUUAUAAGGCUCUCUCUGUGUGCUACCGCAGUAACUAUUACUAGCAGGCUGAUGUAGUGGCCUUUUAUUACACACUCUACGAGUGCCUCUAACAACUUGUACUAUAUAGAACCUUCUUCAGUGUCUGGGUCCUUUCACCAACCUGGACUUUGGUUUAUGUAGGUUCUUGUACCUAAUAUUUUAGGUACACAUCUGUCCUUUUAAUGUACAACAUGUAUUUUUAUUUCCUUGGAACAUCUUUAUAUUAUUUAAUUUUAUAAAGUGGAGUAGUGUGUGGUAUAGAGUAGCAUUUUUACUACUUCUCUCUUUCUUUAUUUUUUUCCUCCCUAACAACACAACUACCUCAUGUCUGUUGGAGAAAAAAAACAAAACAAACAAGCAGUAGAUCUACUCUUUUGUUAUAGUCCAUUACAGGUUUUAACUUAUUCUUAUACUGCCUUUUUCUAAAGAAUAUGUUUGCACUGGUUGUUGACUCUUUUUUAAUGCAUAGUACUGCAGAUCUGAUGUCUCUCUUGCUUUGUUUCUAAGCGUUGCUGUAGGACACCUUCCCCACAGCUGGAGAGUUGGGUUGUGUUUCUCUGUAGGACUGUUUUGCAGGAGCUGGCCAAAGGAGACUGCUCCAGCUGGCGGGCUGUCGAUCCAUCUUUCCUUAAGAAGCUUAUACUAAUGAAGAGAAAAUCGAACCAGUUAAUUGCAAAAAUUAACUUGUGAUCUUGGGGAAAAAAAGAAUCAACUAUUAUAAAAGUAACUUGUGAUCUUGGGGAUAUCUAUUUCUCUUUUUGUGCCCAAGUAGAGACAGCUCAGGUGAUUUUGGUUUCCAGAGGGAAGCUCUCAGCCUUCUGCAAGCAUCGGACUUGCUGAAGGCUUUGGAUGUACAGGAAAUUUUCCAGUUACUUCUGAGAGUCCUGGGUUUGUGUUUUUUUUUUUUUUUCUUUCUAUUAAGAGCAGAGACUACCAGAACUUAAAAAUUAAAAUAAAAUCUUUCGUCUCCUACUAGUCUGCUUUGAAAAUCAUCCAGUGACUCUUCUUGCUGACACUGUUUGCUGCUGAUAUCUCUCUCAGCCCAGUCUUCUGCUGUUGGGUGAACUUUUCUCUACCCGUUCUUUGGCCUCUGGUUUGACUGGGAGGUAACAAGGAGCAGUAAUUCUGUUCGUUGGGUGUUUGGUAAGUGUUCUGCUUUCCUGGAGGAUUCAGAUAUCGGGCUGUUUGUUUAAAAAGAGAGAGAAAAGAUGCCCUUCUUCCUCUUUUCUUACUGAAAUUCCCCCGAAGCUGUAUGGGGAGCUGUGUGCUGACCUGAGACCCUGUAGAAGACUUUAGACUUCGUUUUCUUGUGGUGAAAUCUGGACUGAGAUACCACAGCUUGCAGCAAGGACAACCUUGCUCCACCAGCAACCUGUUCCUGCUUCUGUUGUGAAGAGCCAUGUCACCAUGUGCCCUGUGUUUGGAGCUGCGCUGGACCAGCCCGUGUCCUUGCAAUCCUCGCUCAAACCCUCCGAGCUCCAGCUCUUCAUUAGAGGAGUAUUUGUUGGGAAGGAUAUUGAAACUUCCACCACUCCCUAUCCUGAAGUGUCUCCUCCCACCAUGACACCCUGUUCUGGUAACUGUCUGGAAUUCCACUCGUUGCACUUACUCCGUUGCUGCAGCUGCUGCUUGGUAUCUUGAAGAGUCUCAAAAAUGCUGUUCUGUGCUCCAAAACACCAUGAUUCUGAAAGGCUUUGGCACACAGACUGGAAAUCAGUGCUGGUGAGCAGGCUGGGCAGGAGUUAGUGCCAGAAUGAGGAGCCAGAAAGGCAAGAAAUCAUGACUGGGCAGAGGAAAUGCGUAAUUAACCUCCAGAACUCAUCGCCACAAGACUUUGAAACUGAUGACUUAGCAGGGUUACAGAUAAGGCAGCGAUGUGUUAUUGCAGGCAAUGAGGGCAAUUCACAGUUAUUUGGGAGCGGAUGCAGCCGCAGAGGUAUAAACCCUCCAGCUGUGGAGGGCGGGGGCAGAUUUCUGCAGCUGGACCACAGUUCACAGUUGUUUUCAUGCAAGAGUCCUUGUCCUUCCCCAGUGACAGAACAGACCCUCCACAUGCCGCUUUGCCACUGCUGAUGUGCAGAAAGGGAGAAGGACCUUCCCUCCAGAGGAACCCUGGAGACUUCACCUCCAAAACCAAGUCACCCACCUGCAAGCGUGACAUGCUGCCCAGGGACUGCUUCUGCUCAGCGCCCUGGCUGCCAGAGGGCACUGCCGAGGGGAGUUUGGCCACCAGUGGGUACAACUGGGGUACCCGUGUUCUCUUCCUGGUUCCAUGUCGUGACACUACCUGGGGCAGGUCACGUACUGGCCCUGAGCUUUCCAUCUGGGGAGUUGUGAGGAUGGAGGCUUAGUCCAGGGCCUGAUUUAGGAGCGUGCCACAGUUUGGGGGGCACUACUUUGAACUUCUGCACCCUCUGCUCUGUCCACACUGACUUUAGCAACCCUAUAGCCAUGGGGUGUGCAUUGCCAAUCUGCCCAGAAGCCCUCCCUGCCUGUCCCCAAAGCCAACACAAGCAGGCAUGGUGUGGCACUGGUCCCCUCGGUCACCUUGGGCCAAUCAUGAAACCACCAAGUUAGUUCCAUACUCCGAGAGCUUUGGGGGAGAUGCGGUAGAGUACAAACAAUUCUACUUAUGCAUCACAAAAAUACCUUUGUCUUGUCAUGCUGAGGCUCAUUCUGAUCUUGUUACAACUCACCAAAUUGUACCAGAGCGCAAAACUGGGAGCAUUGGGAUGUCCAAGUGCUGCUGUGCCUGUGGACUGGUAUUGCAGACCUAAGCUACAGAAAUCAAGGCUGUUCCCUCGGAGCUGAGAAAUUGCCACCGACUGGCAGCAGUGAAGCUGCUCUCUGGAUAAAUGUGUGUCCACGCAGUGCUGGGUGUCCUCGUCCAACUCAUCUGUGCCUGGUCGGGGUCCCCCCUGUCCUGAACACAUGUGGGACCUCUCUAGUCUCAGCUAGAAAUGAAUGGAAGAAGACAGAUAGUGCACAUUUUAUGUGUAAAGCUGAAACAACCAGUGCAUAUAUUUUUUUAUCAUGAAAUAAGUAGCUUUCUUGCAGAUUUCUCACAGACACACAAACUGUUGAUACCUUUAAUUACCCGUCAUACUUAAUAUAUGUUCCUACCCAUCAAGCUCCUUUCUCCCUUUUCUUCCUUUCAGUAACACUAAAGAUUAUUGCUGUUCAACUUUUUGAUGGUGUAUAUUGUUUUACAUUGUUAAAAUGUCAGGUUUGUCUCACUGGCAUAAUUUUGUAGUAUUAAUGUUACCAUUUGGCUACCUGUAUAUUCCCCAUGCUGCUGCGAGAGUCACAGUUCUCAUCCUGCUGUUUCUUUUAAUUCCUUGCUGUAUGAAACACAUGACUUGGAUAAAAAUCUCAACUUGUAGUUGAUUUGAUUUCUUACUUAACAGACAGCAAAGUUCUGGUUUAAGUAGUUCAAAUGAGAUAAUUUAUAAUUUAGGUUUUGAGAUAUUUUUGCAUUACUAGCUAACAGUCCUGAGAUCAUCCCACGAAAUAUACUGUGUAAGAAAACAACCGUUUCCAUAGAGCACUAUGUAUGGUUUUGAUCUCAUUAGAAAUAGAUGUUUUGAAGGGAUCAUUGUGUCUUUUCUAAUCAAUACUUUUGUUAGAAAAGAGGUGUUUAGUCCAGCAGAAACCCACCAUCUAGUUCUGUUGUAUUCCCUUGCUAAUAUUUUAAAAUUAAAUUUCAUUUUAUUUUCUACACAGUGCGUAAGGAUGUGUAACCAGAACUUUAUCUCCUUAGAAGACUGUGUCUGUGUUUGGCUCCAUGCUGUACUUAAUUAUAACUUUCUUUCUUCAGAGACUGUUCUUACUCCACAAAUACUCUUUAGUGUUAAAGUGUAAGAAGACAUUGUCCUUAUAUUCCUUAACUAAUGGGUUAUUAAUAAAAUACUUUUAAAAACGA
Columba livia (rock pigeon) is the source of this 8505-nucleotide messenger RNA. It is a transcript of the gene IGDCC4, whose product is annotated as immunoglobulin superfamily DCC subclass member 4. Bases 119 to 4009 code for a protein of 1296 amino acids. The transcript has 20 exons. Gene Ontology annotation, cellular component: plasma membrane; cell surface; axonal growth cone. Gene Ontology annotation, molecular function: protein binding. Lineage: Eukaryota; Metazoa; Chordata; Aves; Columbiformes; Columbidae. The record is from RefSeq and is a predicted model, not a curated record. Gene Ontology annotation, biological process: axon guidance; cell-cell adhesion; neuron migration.